Chelmon rostratus (copperband butterflyfish) is the source of this 1227-nucleotide messenger RNA. RefSeq names its product lanC-like protein 3. Gene Ontology annotation, cellular component: plasma membrane. Bases 4 to 1227 code for a protein of 407 amino acids. Lineage: Eukaryota; Metazoa; Chordata; Actinopteri; Chaetodontiformes; Chaetodontidae. Gene Ontology annotation, biological process: peptide modification; carbohydrate metabolic process. The transcript has 5 exons. The record is from RefSeq and is a predicted model, not a curated record.
GUGAUGGAAAACACCCGCUGCUUUGCCAACCGCUUCUCCGACUACAGAGGUGCGCUGCUCCCGGGCCAGGGCGCUCAGGCCGUCGUGCCCGCCGUCGUCGCCACCGUCGAUAAAGUCCUGAAAAAGGUUCCCAUCGACAUCAGCGACUGCGACGGAGGGCUGUACGAUGGCCCGGCCGGGGUGGCGUACAUGCUGUACCACGUCAGCGAGUGUCCGCUGUUCUCCGAGCACCGGGACGUCUACCUGAAGACGGCCAAGCAGAUCAUCGACGUGUCGGUCAGAUACGUGGAUGCGGAGCCGGACAAGAACAUGCGAGCCGCCUUCCUGCUCGGCGGGGCCGGCGUCUACGCGGUGGCCUCGAUGAUAUACAAAUCCCUGGGCCUGGCUGAUUUCGUUAAGCCGCUGACUAAAUUUCGUAACCUGUGGGAGGUGUGCGCGCCCAUCAAUUUCCUAGAGUGCGGCUCGGAUGAGCUGUUCGUGGGGCGGGCGGGCUAUCUGUGCGCCGCCCUGGUCCUCAGACAGAAGCUGGGCAUAGAGAUUCUCAGCAAGGAUCAAAUCAAAUCAAUUUGUCAGGCCAUCAUCGAGUCAGGAAGACAGUAUGCCAGGAGGAAGAGGAAGCCUUUCCCCCUCAUGUACUCAUACUACGGGACUGAGUAUCUGGGUGCAGCUCACGGCCUGUCGUCGGUGCUGCAGAUGCUGCUGAGCUACCAGGACAUGCUCAGUGGUGCAGAGAAGGACUUGGUGUGGCAGAGCGUCGACUUUCUCAUGAACCAGGAGCAGAACUGUAACUGGCCCGCGGAGCUGGGCGCCAUCAUUGAGAGAGAGAACGAACUGGUUCACUGGUGCCACGGAGCCCCAGGUGUGGCGUACCUGUUUGCUAAAGCCUACCUGAUCAAUAAGAAACCUCAGUAUCUGGACACGUGCAUCCGCAGUGGGGAGCUCGUUUGGCAGAAAGGUCUGCUGAAGAAGGGACCCGGGAUUUGUCAUGGAGUUGCCGGCAGCGCUUACGUCUUUCUCCUGCUUUAUCGGCUCACAGGCAACUCAAAAUACAUCUACCGUGCUCAGAGGUUUGCAGAGUUCCUCUUCACUGAGGAGUUUAAGACAGGCUCCUGCUCGGUGACCAGUGUCUGCAGUCUGUUUGAAGGCCUGUCGGGGACUGUUUGUUUCCUGGUCGACCUCCUGCAGCCGGACCAGUCAGAGUUCCCUCUGUUUAGUGUCUUUGUGUGA